GCGGGGCGGCGCAUGGGGAAGGAGCCCGGCGCGGCGAGGCACGGCGCCUGCCGCUUCUCCUUGCGGAGCGCUGCCAGCUCUUCCUGGAAGUCCUGAGUCGCGCACGGCGCAGUGAGUUCAUGCACCUCCUCGCCAAGCCUCAGCCUGCGGGAUUUGGGGAGCCUGCCGCCAGCGCACCGCCCGGGCCCCCGCGCCCGUUCGCCGCAGCCUGGGGUUCUCUCCCGCGGGCACCCACCGCCGCCCCCUCGCACAUGAAGAUGUACGUGCAAAGGGCUCUGGUGCUGCUCUCUCUGCUGAGCUUCGCCACCGUGAGCCUCUCGCUGUCCUCCUGCACCACCUUGGACCUGGACCAUAUCAAGAAGAAGAGGGUGGAAGCCAUCCGGGGGCAGAUCCUGAGCAAGCUGCGGCUCACCAGUCCCCCGGAGACCAUGGGGCCGGCCCAUGUGCCCUACCAGAUCCUUGCCCUCUAUAACAGCACCCGGGAGCUGCUGGAGGAGAUGGAGGAGGAAAAGGAGGAGAGCUGCUCUCAGGACAACACCGAGUCCGAAUACUAUGCCAAAGAGAUCCAUAAAUUUGACAUGAUCCAGGGUCUCCCCGAGCACAAUGAGUUGGGCAUUUGUCCGAAAGGUGUCACCUCCAAUGUGUUCCGCUUUAAUGUGUCCUCAGCGGAGAAGAACAGCACCAACUUGUUCCGAGCUGAGUUUCGGGUGCUGCGUGUGCCCAACCCAAGCUCUAAACGCAGUGAGCAGCGCAUUGAGCUCUUCCAGAUCCUUCGGCCGGAUGAGCACAUAGCUAAGCAGCGCUACCUGAGUGGCAGGAAUGUGCAGACACGGGGCUCCCCUGAGUGGCUGUCCUUCGAUGUCACCGAGACCGUGCGUGAGUGGCUUCUGCACAGAGAGUCCAACCUUGGCCUGGAAAUUAGCAUACACUGUCCUUGCCAUACUUUUCAGCCCAAUGGGGACAUUUUGGAGAAUUUGCAUGAGGUCUUGGAGAUCAAGUUCAAAGGCAUUGACAGUGAGGAUGACUAUGGCCGUGGGGACUUGGGGCGCUUGAAGAAGCAGAAAGACUUGCAUAAUCCCCACCUCAUCUUGAUGAUGUUACCCCCACACCGUCUGGAGAGCCCAUCCUUGGGAGGCCAGAGAAAGAAACGAGCCCUGGAUACCAACUACUGUUUCCGGAACCUGGAGGAGAACUGCUGCGUGCGUCCUCUGUACAUUGACUUCCGACAAGACCUUGGCUGGAAAUGGGUCCAUGAGCCUAAGGGCUACUUCGCUAACUUUUGUUCUGGACCUUGUCCGUACCUCCGCAGCGCAGAUACCACUCACAGCACGGUUUUGGGCUUAUACAACACACUGAACCCUGAGGCAUCUGCUUCGCCCUGCUGUGUUCCGCAGGACCUGGAGCCACUCACUAUCUUGUACUAUGUCGGGAGGACCCCUAAAGUGGAGCAGCUCUCCAACAUGGUGGUGAAAUCCUGCAAGUGCAGCUGAAAGGCACCCUGGCCCACCCAAAGCCAAGAGAAACAGUCAUCACCCACUCUCCCGCUCCCAGGCUAACACAAAAGGAACGGGGGGUCAGAGACUACACAUGCUAAGGGCCAAGUGCCAAACUCUAUGGCUUAGGUCUGGCAGUCCUUGGGGAUCUCUUCUGGAACAUUUCUUGGUCUUGUUGGCAGUGUCACAUUCCUUCUGGGAAUUACUUUAGUGACACAAAGGCCACAAUCUCCAAAAUUGCUGGACAGUUGGUGUGGAAGAGAAGGAUAAGUGUGGAGGAACUGAUGUGUAUUUGAAUGCUGGAUGGUUGAGCUGGGAAAGCGAGGGAAUGCAAAAAGAGCAGGUGAAAGGGGGAAUGGAAAUGGGGAAAUGUUUUCUAGUUUAGCUUAAGAUAUUCUAGGACCUUGUCCCUUCCCAGUGGCCUGAAGAAUUAAAAGUUUCCCCUGUGGAAGGAAACCCUGGAUGUUUCUUCAGAGAAAGAAAAUGCACCAAGAAAGGAAGCUGCUGAGAGAAGAAAUGCUCAGAGAUACACUUAUACUUCUGUUCCUCAGAGCUGUGAUCCAGGAGUCCUGCAACUGAAACUCUUGUCUGCCAAAUCUGUACGUUCAGUUGGCAGAUCCUGGCCUUUGGUUUCUGAAUGCAAACUGUAAGGCUCCCAGCCAGCCUGCUGAGGGUGGGCAAAUACAAGAAAAGAGGGUGCAGAGACCAGUUUCAGAGGGACUGAUGUCUCCAUUUAGUUCUUUUCCCUUCCUGGAGUUUCUGAAGGAUGACUUCUGGGUCAGGGCAGGAGCAGUAUCUGUGGGCUCCUGAAUAUUGAGCCCAUUUAUUCAUGAGCUGAUACACCCAGAAGACCACUUGUCUGUUGUGGUUUGUAAGGUGCUUUGGGGUGUUCUGCACCUGUUCUGCACAAUGACCUGAAUAUGACCCAGGCCUCACCUGCUAAGACUUAAAAAAUAGUAAUCUCAAAAACAUUGUAAAAAAUAAAUAUAUGGGGGGAGAUGCUCUUUUUCUUCACAAGCAAGUUGUUAGUUGGAGGAUUAGAUGGUUUGCCGUUUUAAAAUUACUACUGCUGCGACAUAUUCACUCAGUCUAAAAUCUUUCCCCUUUCCAAAAUAUCUCCUCAAGGGACAGAUAGAAUGUAGGUCAGCCAGAGAGCCCCAGAAUGGAAAUUCCUUGGUACCCUCAAACUGCCUGAUGUUUAUGUGUCCUGUCCUGUCCUAGUGCUUCAGACAUAUACAUCACCUCUGACAUCUGCUUUUGAUAGAUUCAUAUGAAGCUUCCUUCAGAUACCAAAUGCUUCCAACAAUACUGUUCAAAUAACCAAGGCGGAGCCGUUGCCACAGCUGACCAAAGUCCUAUGUCCAUUUGAAUAUACAAUCUGCUAGUACAGACUUGUACAUAUACCUUUUCUUCCCAGAAAAGAAAUCAGGAAAGAAAUCAGUGCCCAGGAAAGAAAUCAAUAGAUUUUCUUAAGGAAAGUACAGGCCUUUUCAGCCACCUAUGGAUACUUCCAUAGGUAAAAAUCUCUGGUACGUGCAUGCCAUACAAGACGCAGAGGCUGCCUCUCUGGAACAGGUUGCUCAGGGAGGUUAUCAAUGUCCCCUUCCUGGAAGUGCUGAAGGCCAAGGUGGAUGGGGCUUUAAGCAACCUGGUCUAGUGGAAAGUUACUGCCUAUGCAGGGGGGUUGGCACUAGGUGGUCUUUUAAAUCCCUUCCAACUUAAACCAUUCUAUGAGUCUGUGAUUCUUUGACUUUCUAACCACAACUAGUCACAGUUUAAGAGAAAACAGACGUUCCUCCCUGACCUCUUUCCAAUUUCUUGUCCCAAGAAACUGCAGGUAAAAUGACAUCUAGCUAGUGAAUAGUUGUGGCCAGGGCUCUCUGUGAUUAGCUCAGAAUUCAGCUUUUCCAUCAAGCCCUCCAAGAUAAUGGCUGUUUCCAUAUGCCUCACAUGAAGCUGCCAUAGCAUGUACUCUCAAACGUCUUAAUAAACGGUAAACAACCCUUUCUGCACCAUCACCAGCUGACACAAGGUUAGCAAGGGUGGGGCAGAGGAGGGAGCACAUCAACCUGUGUGACAUGCUGGCUCAGGCACACGUGCUCUGAGAGAGGCUGUUGCCAAUGCUUAGCUUUAUCGCUUUCUUCUCUGGGGCUCCCUGACCUGUCAUCAGUGUGAAAGGUGCAGCUCUGAUCAGUCCUGCUGCACUAAAGUGUUACUGUGCCCUCUACAGCUCUCCAUGCCUAUAUCUUCCCCUGCCUACAUAAGGAGGGAGCAAGUUAACACUACAACUACACUACCUUGCUGAUAGGCCAGAAAUUCAGUGGUUGCACCGUGGGGUGGGGGGAAAUCCAGAUGCCAGUUGGCAUAAGAAUUCUCUCUGAUCUCCCUUUAGCAGCAGACCCUGGGGAGGUUUUGGUUUACAAGUUGUAGGUUGUUAGGUCAUUCUUCCUCCUGAGCCCUGGGCUGGCACUGCUGCCCAUGCAAUUAAAGUUCUUUCCUUUCUAGAAGGAGGGG
This is a messenger RNA of Calypte anna (Anna's hummingbird), 4007 nucleotides long. RefSeq names its product transforming growth factor beta 3 (gene TGFB3). Gene Ontology annotation, cellular component: extracellular region. The record is from RefSeq and is a predicted model, not a curated record. Bases 120 to 1490 code for a protein of 456 amino acids. Gene Ontology annotation, biological process: SMAD protein signal transduction; regulation of cell population proliferation; BMP signaling pathway. The transcript has 7 exons. Gene Ontology annotation, molecular function: cytokine activity; type III transforming growth factor beta receptor binding; type II transforming growth factor beta receptor binding. Lineage: Eukaryota; Metazoa; Chordata; Aves; Apodiformes; Trochilidae.